CAAAAACAAUCGGCAUCCCUCACACAGUGGAGUAUAAACAGGAGGAACCAAACCGAAUUUAGAUAAUAUAAACCUUUUUUCACCGACACCGACACCACCGAGGGAGACAUGGUUUCUCCGGUAACAGUGGUCAAGAGUGAAGGCCCAAAGCUGGUGCCAUUCUUCAAGGCAACCUGUGUAUACUUUGUCCUGUGGCUGCCUACCUCGAGCCCAUCCUGGUUCAGCGCCCUCAUCAAAUGCCUGCCCAUCUUCUGCCUGUGGGUCUUUUUACUGGCACACGGCUUCAGCUUCUUAGGUGCUCACUCCAGUGCCCGCAAGAUCUUGGCUGGCCUCAUCUUUUCUGCUCUGGGUGAUGCCUUUCUCAUCUGGCAGGAACAGGGCUACUUCGUCCAUGGCCUUCUGAUGUUUGCCAUCACCCACAUCCUCUAUUCAUCUGCCUUUGGGAUGAAACCCCUUAAUGUGUGCGCUGGCCUCGUGAUCACUGCUGUGUCCUCGCUGAGCUACAUCCUGCUGUACCCCUACCUGUCUGGCCCCUUCACCUAUCUGGUGGCCGUCUACAUCGCUCUAAUCGGCUUCAUGGGCUGGAGGGCCAUCGCAGGCCUGCAGCUGGCCAAUGACCUGUGGACCUGGACCAAGCUGUCUGCCUGCCUAGGCGCCGUGCUCUUCAUGGUCUCCGACCUCACCAUCGCCGUCAACAAGUUCUGCUUCCCCGUGCCCCAUUCACGUGCCAUCAUCAUGGCCACCUACUAUGCCGCCCAGAUGCUGAUAGCGCUAUCGGCCGUUGAGUGCCAGGACGUGGAGGUGGCCAGGAAGAGAACAUGAGGUACCACGGUCUCCACAGCAACCAGCCACAAAGCUGGAAAGGUGGCAGCCAGCCUCCCUUUAACCCUGAGUGAUCAUGGACACAUCUCACUGCCAGAUCCCCAACCCUCAGCCCUCAUCACAGUGUGGUGCUCCCACACCGUUGUUACCACCGCAACAGGUCCACCACAGAAUUUACAUGGCUGUCCCCCCCAGUACCCCACUAGUAUGGCAGUCUCACACCUGUCUUCUUACCACGAAGACACGGUAGUAUUAUCUUCAGCCUCUCCCCACAACAGGCCUACCUGCUUCCUCCAAUCCUAGACGGUGGCGAUGGUCUCUCAACCUAGUUACCAUGGAGACAAGUGUAGUAAUAUUAACCUGCUAUCUAUAGAGAGUAUUACUUUUAACUGUUAUGUUUUAAUUUAAGGGGAGCAUGUCACUGGGGACCUUCAAGGAGUGUGUGUGCAAGAGCAUUUUUAUGUGUGUGUGUGUGUGGGUGUUUGUGUGUGUUUGUGUGUGAGAGAAUGUGCGUGUGUGCAUUUCUAUGUGUUUGAUUAACACUCUUACCUCGCUUUCCACACAGUCCCAUCACACACAGUCACCACACUGACAACACACACAUCUUUUCUUGUGGUCCAAUAAUACAAUUUAACAUCUUAUUUUUUGUCAUUUGUUUUGUUGCCUGAGACCUUGUUAAAAAGGGAGUGUUUUUUUGUUAGUUUGUUUUUUGUUCUCUUUUUUUACUGACCAUGUUCGGUCUCUGUUGUUUUGUGUUUCCCUAAAUUAAGGGUGCUAUUCUUAAAGUCAGGGGCAUAUCCACACCUGAUUUCUUACCAGGAGUCCCUUCCAUUUCAUUAACACCAACCACCCUGCCUUUGUUCACUCCACUAUUUAACAUCUUUAACACAUUUAUACCCACCUUUUGUCUCUCUGGACAAAUUAUUUUUCUACAAGGAUGUCCUUGAAUAAUUAGAUGCUCAGGAGAUGAAUGACAGACAAAAAUAAGGAAAUGAGGUGGAAAGGAAGAGGGAAAGUUGCGUGACUGCAAAAACCACAGUGUAUUGUAGCUUUAGUGGGAGUUAGAGGAGGUUGAGGUUGUUUGUGGAAGCUCAGUUCUUCCUGCUGAGAUUUUAUUGACACUGUCCUGCUGUCACAAAGAGAACACAGUAAACAUUGUAGUCAUAGCCGACCACUGAACACAUUACGACUUGCUGUACUGUACACCUGCUUCUCCUUUUAGUGUGAAGUCUUUCCGGCAUUUUACAGCGUUUUUCCAGCCAGCAGUUUUUUAAGACAUGCUGGUGCAAAUGUCGACACGUUCACACACCUGACACCUACAGCUCCUGCUGGUUUAGUUAUUAGGAAAAGCUCAUGGGGUUCUAACUGGUGGACUAGAUCAGCUGACCCAUGUUGUUUUUGGCCUGGGAAAAUGUUAUGGAGACUGAAAUGAAAGGGCUAUGUUACUGACUGGAUUAUCUUUUUGUUGAUCAGCUCCAUGUGUGUGUGUGUGUCUCGUCCUCAGAGGACAUUCACUCAUAAUGACAGACACAAACAUGCAAAUGGUAGGUACACAUUGCCCUGGGGUAGUCUGACCGAAUGAAAAAAGGGACAUGGUGGGUACAGGCUUGUCAUGUGAGGGAAUAGUUAUCCCAUUAUUCUCAAUAAUUCCGUCUCACAGGACACUUCAUCAGCUUUAAUCCUGCAAAAUCCACCUCAGGUAAUCCCCAACGGGCUGGCUGAUAUUUUGUCUUUCAUCCAUCACUCAUUUUCCUCCCUCUUACCUUUCAUUUGUUUCAGCCUCUGCAAACAAUUUAUGUUAGAAUGAAGUGUCUUACUAAAUAUUUAAGAGAUAUACUAUAACUCUUUCUCCAGAUGUCUACAUAUAUUGUAUAUGCAUGUUUUGAGUGUGCGUGGGUGAGAGUGUGUGUCUCAGCUGUCGAGUGAAGGUCUGUGUGUACUUACAACCACUCAAAAUCAACUCAAGGCCAGAAAUGCUGUGAACCAUCAUAGUUUAUAUGGAGUAGACACUCUACUGGAUAUCUGUAAUGUAUUCUCACAAGGCUCUUAAACCCGUCGUCAUACCCAUCUCCACCUCUUCAUGUGUUUUAUCGCAUCCCCUGAAUACUUAUUUGUUGUCGUUUGAAGAUGACUUUAAGUUAGUAUUUGAUUGGGUACAUUCAAACUGAGGAGGUAUCUGUUAUCCAUGUUUCAUGAGCAUUUCCACAGCUGAACAUGGCUCCUCUUGACUGUACUCUUAUAUAUUACGAGCAUAUGUCACUUUCUGAUUAAUACCACUAACAGUUUAUAUAUUGGAAAGAAAAUCGAUUUUAUAACAAAUGUAAAAUAGAAAUUGAAAGUAUUAUUCACUAACAAAGAAAAUAACAAAGGGACAGGUUUUGGUGUGUAAUGGUUCAGUCCACAUGCACCAAUACAUGAUAUAAUGUGCUGUAUAAAAAGCAGCAUAUGGGAAUGAAAAAGAAACAAACCCAUGUUAUGGGUUCCUUCUGUUGAGCCAAUGACCCCUGGAGCUGUCGGUAACACACCCACAUACGCACAAAAUACAAAACAAAAAAAACGCAUACACAUCAAAAUCUGUUUAUGCUUCACAUCAGCCACCAUGACAGGUCUGCGGGCAGACCAUGGUGUUGACACUCAUCAAAGUUUUUUUUUUCAAACUUCGACACAAUCUUAUUUUAACCAGAAAGACUGUGGCUUUGACAAAUAGUUCCUCAAUCUCCUUUUGGCCUGUCAGCAUGCUUGUCAGUGUGAUAUUUCUGCUUUGUCAGUCAGAAGUGUUUCAUGAGACUGUCUGUGACCACUCGUCUUCUGUUCCAUGUUUUAAUUUGUCCUCCCAGCAUUGCGGCAAAGUCCCGCUCUGCAGCACUCUCCCUCUCCUCGUCUCAUCCACCUUGUCGACAGAAACACGUUCUGUCAACAGUUAAUAUACAGCCUUUGUGCUGAAAGAAGUCCACAGGGGCUUGCUAGCAGACAUGCUAGUCUGUUCUGUCUUAAAUCAGAGUUUAGUGGAGUACGAGAAGAGAUGCUGGUUAACAUGAUUGACUCUAGUAUGCAGCCUAAAGUAAAAACAUGAGGGGAUGAUAAGAUUGAGUCAAGCAGUCUUACUCAUCCUUACUAUGUGGGCAAUUUAUGUAAGCCCUACUUUCUUUGUCCUCUGCCACAUAGAGUCUCCUGACUUUUGUUCUUGUGGUCUAAUGGCCACACGCCAAAACACAGGAUUUACUUUGAAGUAUUUUUGAGAUUAUCUUUGCUGGUCAGACCACACUUUGGAAAAUCUCCAUGACUUUGCAAAGUGAAGUAGCUUUUUUUGAGCAACAGAUGAGAGGUAGCCUAUAAAGCAAGAAAUGAACUCAAAAUUUUGUUGCAAAGCUGACAGUUAUUAUGCCUAUAUGGUGGAUUUUGUUUUUAAUAUUCGCUCAGUUUCUUCCUCUUGACUUGGGCACAGAUAACCAAAGCUGAAAGCAUAACAGAAAACUGUACUCAUUUUGCUGAGUGGAACUUGUUAGCAUUAGAGCCUUCUCAUGUAUCAGACAAGCUUUUGCAAGAGGCAGAGGUCCCUCCCCUCGGUGGUGCAGGAGGGUUGUUGGCCUUUCACUUAGGAAGAAGGUUAUUGUUGAGCGAUACUGUAGCUGGAAUUAGGUGAGGAGGUGAAAUAUGACACACAGGGGAAGACUCCCUUUCCAUCCGGCCCGUUAGCUGCCAUCCUGUCCCCCCUACAGAUGGCAGGCCAGCAGGCGCAUCACUUUACCUCAGCCUGUCAACAGCCCUGUUGUUCUGAGCUUUGUGCAUGCAGACAAAAGGGGACCCGAGAGAGCUGUGGAGACCAAUAUGGUUUGGCCUGCCCCGUGAGUAAUGAGCUGGAACCAGUAGUUGUUGUAGUAGAGAGGGCGUUGUGGUUUCAUUUGGUUUCAGUUGGCACCUUUCUUUGCUCGCUCUGUUUCUAUCCGCUGUUUCUCGUGAUCUUUGAUUUGAAACCUUUGCUGUUAAUGAGCUGCGCCCAUUAUCAUGCAGCUGGUGACAUCCAAAAAAACAUAGAGUUGUAAAGUUUGUAUAUCUUUACUCAUGCAUGACAAGUAGGUUGAAAUGAAUCCUCCACAUCAACACUUACCUUACGGUGAUGGAAAAGUGCACACUACACAAACAGGUGUUUUUACUGCUAUGACUGACAGUCCUCCAACAUCAGUAUAAGCCUAUGAGAUGUAUGUCAAAUGCUCAUCUUCUCUCAGUAACUUUAAUGUGUAUCUACUGUGUGCUGCACUUUUCUGCACCCAGAGUAAGGCCAGUCAGUCUCUCCUUAAAACUAGAAGCUAUAGUGUUUAAAACGAAAGGACUGUUAUGUACUGUAUUCUUUAAACUAUAUACUCAUCUUUUCUUUAUCUUUUCUUUUUUUAUGAGUUACAACAGAGGUUACUGGUUAAACACAGUUUGGUUUUGAUGUUGGCCCAAAAUGAAUGUUUUUUUUUCUGCCUGUUGCUGUGAGAAAAGCUGGGUUUGUUUUCCACAAAUAACUUUUGAUUUUCCUUUUUUUUUCUAAUUUUUCAUUGAAGGCCCAUUGCAAUGCAUCAGUUGACUUCAUUUCAUGAACAAAUGUUUUUAUUUUAUUCUCUGAUCCACUUUACCUUGUUGUCCUUGAUUUUCACUAUGUGAUUUAUUUCUUUCAUGACUGUAGAGAUGAAAUAGUUUCUUUGCUGUAGUGAAACUGCUAUGAAUGUGAAUAUCUAUUGGAGAAAUAAAUGCAAUUACAAUGCAACUUCA
Molecule: messenger RNA, 5577 nt
Organism: Toxotes jaculatrix (banded archerfish)
Lineage: Eukaryota; Metazoa; Chordata; Actinopteri; Toxotidae
Gene: tmem86a
Product: transmembrane protein 86A
Exons: 3
Coding region: 109-822 (237 amino acids)
Cellular component (GO): membrane
Source: RefSeq, a predicted model, not a curated record